This is a messenger RNA of Pieris brassicae (large cabbage white), 6257 nucleotides long. RefSeq names its product serine/threonine-protein phosphatase 4 regulatory subunit 3 (gene flfl). NCBI's taxonomy places the organism in Eukaryota, Metazoa, Arthropoda, Insecta, Lepidoptera, Pieridae. Bases 246 to 2603 code for a protein of 785 amino acids. Gene Ontology annotation, molecular function: protein phosphatase activator activity. Gene Ontology annotation, cellular component: protein phosphatase 4 complex; nucleoplasm. The record is from RefSeq and is a predicted model, not a curated record. The transcript has 10 exons. Gene Ontology annotation, biological process: DNA damage response; protein dephosphorylation.
UAUAAAAUGUAAUCAAUGAUAUAGUUUUAGUUUUAUUUUAGUUUAGGAAAGUGUAGUGAAAGUCUGGUGAUUGUAUUGUUUUGUUUGUAAUUUCCGAUAAUUUAGUGAUCCAUUGUCGUACAAAAAUAAGUCUAAGUUUUAUUACCAAUGGGAGUUAAAUAAUUCAAACUGCCGGUGCAUAUGAAUAGCGCCAGAAAACGUGAUUCAUAAUUUGAGAUAUUAGUUGUAGUCGCGCGAAUGCGAUCAUGACUGACACUAGACGAAGGGUGAAGCUGUAUGCUCUAAACGCUGACCGGCAGUGGGACGAUAGAGGGACAGGUCAUGUAUCCUCAUGUUAUGUUGAGAGGCUAAAAGGUACCUCUUUAUUGGUGAGAGCAGAAUCAGAUGGAACAUUAUUAUUAGAAAGUAAGAUACAACCAGAUACAGCGUAUCAAAAACAGCAAGAUACUUUAAUAGUAUGGUCAGAAGGUGACAACUUUGAUUUAGCUUUAAGUUUUCAAGAGAAAGCUGGAUGUGAUGAAAUAUGGGAGAAAAUUUGUCAGGUACAAGGCAAAGAUCCUUCAGUUGAAAUAACACAAGAUAUAGUAGAAGAAUCUGAAGAUGAGAGGUAUGAUGAAAUGUCUGAUAGUGUACAACCAGUAGAAUUACCAGCCUGUGAAAUGGGUCGCUUGGAAGAUAUCAGUGAAUUGGUAAACAGUUGUUUGGUCUCACCAACAAGAAAGGACAAGCUAGCAGCAGCUUUAGAGAGCCAACAUUAUAUUAAAAAACUUCUCAACCUCUUUCAAAUGUGUGAAGAUACAGAGAAUAUUGAAGGCUUGCACCAUCUCUAUGAGAUCUUCAAAAGUAUUUUUAUUCUCAAUAAAAACACACUGUUUGAAACCAUGUUUGCAGAUGACACAAUAUUUGAUGUUGUUGGAUGUCUCGAGUAUGAUCCCAGUUUACCCCAGCCUAAGAAACAUAGAGAAUAUUUAAGAGAGCUUGCUAAAUUUCGAGAAGCCAUUCCCAUUAAAAAUAAGGAUUUACUAGCUAAAAUACAUCAAACUUACAGAGUGCAGUACAUACAAGAUAUUGUCUUACCGACUCCAUCAGUUUAUGAAGAUAAUCUGUUAAGCACAUUGUCCAGUUUUAUAUUUUUUAAUAAAGUAGAAAUAGUGAAGCUAAUAGAAGAAGAUGAGAGGUUUUUAACAGAUUUAUUUAAGUUACUUAUGGACAGUAAGACACCAGAUGUCAAAAGGCGAGAUUUAGUUUUAUUCUUAAAGGAAUUUUGUAAUUUUUCUCAAAAUCUUCAGCCCCAAGAUAAGGAUGCCUUCUAUAAGACACUUGUGUCAUUGGGGAUCCUUCCUGCUCUAGAAAUAACACUAAGUAUAGAUGAUCAGAAGACGAAGACUGCAUCUAUAGAUAUUUUGACAUAUAUAGUUGAGUUUUCACCUUCAGUAGUGCGGGAUUACACGUUACAACAAGCUAACAACACUGAAGAGGAACAAAUGCUUUUAAACAUUGUGAUAGAACAAAUGCUUCGAGAUAGAGAUCCUGAGUUGGGAGGGGCUGUCCAACUUAUGGGUGUUCUACGUAUACUUCUCGAUCCCGAGAGUAUGCUAGCAUCUGUGAAUAAAAGUGAAAAGGCGGACUUCUUAAAUUUUUUCUAUAAGCACAGUGUACAAACAUUAAUAGCACCCCUACUAGACAACACAACAGGUGAGACACCUCUAAAAGAAGAUUACCACACAGUGCAGUUACUCGGUUUAGUGCUUGAACUACUUUCAUUCUGUGUUGAACAUCAUACAUACCACAUCAAGACCUGUAUAUUAAAUAAAGAUCUGCUCCGUCGUAUUUUGGUACUGAUGAGAUCGACGCACACGUUUCUUGUCCUCGGCGCCCUGCGGUUUAUGAGGAAAAUUAUCGCGUUGAAGGACGAAUAUUAUAAUCGUUAUAUUAUAAAGGGAAAUCUCUUUGCACCAGUGAUAGAUGCGUUCCUUAGGAAUAAUGGAAGGUAUAAUUUAUUAGACUCGGCUAUAUUAGAAUUAUUUGAGUUUAUCAAACUUGAGGACAUAAAGUCGUUAUGUUCGCACGUCGUAGAGAACUACGGCAAGAUAUUAGAGGAUGUGGAGUACGUACAAACGUUCAAGGCGUUGAGGACGCGCUACGACCAGCAUCAGGACAAGCUCAAGGAGAGAGAUAGAGUGAGUGGUAGCGUUGGAGUAUCAGAAGCGGUGGUUCCAUCUCUCCUCCGAUCUCGGUACCGACGCGAAGCGCGGCAGCCUGAUGACGAAGAGGAGAUGUGGUUCAAUGAUGAGGAUGAGCUAGAAGAUGAAGCGCCUCUCGAUACAGCGCAGACGCAUGCGCAUCACGCGUUGGAUGCCAUCGGCAAGAUCGUGGAGAAGAAAGUGUCCCCGACUGCAGAGGUCGCGAACGGCCCAAGUCGGGUGCUGAGUGCGUCCCCGAAGCCGCAAACCGACGUACAGGUAUCGCCCACAUUACUCAGUAAGGGUUUGGUCGAUUACGACGGGGAUUCCGAUGAAGAGGAGGAAAGCGGGACGAGCGGUACGAGUGGAACGAGUGGGACAAACGAGGAGCGGGACGCGAAACGGCCGAGACUCGCGUAGUCUUCAGAUUCCAGUUGUCCCCUAAAGUCUCGCCUGGAGAAAGUAUGAUGUUCCCGGAUUCCCAAUUUCAAGGAAUAUAUUCCCCCGUCUCGCUCCCCUGUGCGUACGUAAGGCCCUUUUGUUAAAAGGGAUGAAGCCAAGUUCACGGUCAAUGGUCCGUUAUUUCUUAAACGUCGAUUUACUGAUAAAUAACGAAUCGUUACAUGUCGAAACGCCACUAACGGACCGUUUUCCGGUAAGCUGAACUUAGCUAGUGCAUAAAAGUCAAUCAAAUUUAAGAGCCGCUUAGGUUGUUAUGUUUGAGUGGCUCGAGUUGAAAAAUGUAAUUGAGCGCGACCUUUUAUUUGCGCUUGAUUAUAUUCGCUGAUUCGUGUGAUUGCGUAAUGGUCAGUUGACAUAUAUUUUCUAAAUAGCCAAAAAAUCAAAUUUUUUGUUAGAACGUGUAAUAUUUGCCUUCCAUAUUUUAGCCUAAUUUUAGUUUAUUAUCUAUGGUAUUUGUGCAUAUUUGGACUAUAAAUACAUAAUGUAAAAAUAGAAAGGCACUGCUAUAUUUGUAUUAAUCUGAGGUGCGACCAUAAUGCAAAUUAAUGUAACAUUAGUGUUUAAUCUGUUGAAGUAUACAAAAUUAUUUAUAUUAUCUAUAGUCCACAUACCGCAUGGCAACCCUGGACACUUUAAAUAUUUUUUUUUAAUAUUAGAGAAAACUGGCCAUUACUAAUCUCCCGUUUGCGAGCGAUAUAAUUAUUAUAAUAUCACUGAAAUUCAAGUAAUGUACAGACGAGUUUUGUCCUCGCCAAUUAUUUAAUGAAUUAAAAUUAUCUAUUACGCGGCCGACAUUGAAUGAUUUUUAAUCUGAUUUUAUUCCUGAUGGUACAGCCAUAUUUUUUUUGAUACAAAUGUAUAUAUAAAAGCGCAUACGCACUCACGUUUCGGCCGCUAAUAUUUAUUAAAUUAAUGGGGGGUUAUUCUGUAAUUUUGUUACGAUUGAUGUUUUAGGCCAAAAAUUCACACGAACAAUGAUCGUAUGAGUCGUAUCUCGAUACAAAAUGACCCAGUAUUUAUGCUUUUUAUUAUAAUAUAUAAUGUAAAUACGUAUGGCACUCAAGUGUCGCAUUAUCAUUAGUUGAACGUCGUAGUGUAUAAACCGGAAGGUAUCACAACGCAGAACAAAAUAUCGGUUAUGGUAUGUCAAAAACGGCCGAUGCGUACGCAUUUACGUACGUGUACGUCAAACACGACGUCCACGUACGUGUACGUCAAACGCGACGUCCACGUACGUAUACGUCAAACGCGACGUCCACGUACGUAUACGUCAAACGCGACGUCCACGCACGUAUACGUCAAACGCGACGUCCACGCACGUGUACGUCAAACGCGACGUCCGCGCACGUGUACGUCGAACGCUUAAUCAAUAAUUUUAUACAAAUUUUCUUAAAGAAAAUAAUUUUCGGAGCUCGCUCAGCCCGACGUAUACGUGUGCGCACGCAUGGGCUGUGCGUUUAUGUCGCAUUUCCAUAUUAAGGGAACGGAUUGUUUGUCACAAACUCUCACUAACGAUUCGGUGUUCGUGAAUGAUGGAAAUGGAGCAUAGAUGCUUUUGAACAGUAGGUCACCAUUCGGAUUGAUUGUAAUCAAAUAAAGUACAAAGAAAAUGUGAAUGGGAUUUAUUAUAUUACUUUUAGUAAAGGACACGACGAAUGCGGAAUGUGUGUGUGUGUGUUGAAAGGAUACACUAAACGACCAAGAAUAGAUUAUUUUUAUUGGAAUUGCAUCUGUAGCUAAGAAAAAAAAAACUGUCGGCAAAUUACUGCUAGUUACACAAGUUAAAACGCGUUCAGUCUUCUUCCUCUUGAACCUCCUCAAGCUGUCUUAAAUCCUCUCUUAUCGAUACCUUCGUUAAUGAACGAUGCAUGAGAUUUUCAUAGACAAGUGUUACUCCAUCAGCUUGACAAAUUAUUAAGUACUGUAAUGUCUCCGUUGGAUGUUAGUAAGUGUUGGGUAUAAUAGUAUGGAGAACUUGAGUCGUAUUUGGAACUAAAGGGAACAAACCGUUGGUCACAUAUGACCGUCUUCUCCCGUUCCGUUCUCAAUUCACAACCUCCACAUGGCGAUUUUGAAACUAUAUUGUAAAAGGCCAUAGUCUAUGGAAUAUAGAUUCGGUAAAACUGUCAAAUCUGACAACGCCCUAACGUACGUAACUAACGUGCUCGUCGUAAAUCUUUUACAUUCGCUCUUAAUGCUUUGUCAAACUCCUCAAUGCAACUACGAACCUGGUAGUACUGGUAGUACAGUACAAAUUGGAAUAAAAAAAAAAAUUGCAUACCAUCAGUGGCUGAUGCAUCGUUUAAAGAUAACCUUUAAGUUUCAACGUAAGGUCCUUUAAAAAUUUCGAGUUUCAUCUGUUUUGACCGAACGCUUGUGUAAUUUAACACACUUGCGUAAUGUUUGACAAUAUUCAUAAAUAUGUAUGAGUUUGCGAUUUUGCAUUUUAAAUUUUGACACGAUACUCCAAUACGAUUCACAAAAAUGGGGGGGGGGGGGCAACCACGCCAUCGCUUCGCCUUGCAUUCUCGUGCCCGCGCAUUGCCAUCUGAUGGUAAGGAGGUUACAAUCGGUUAACUGGUUUUCAGUUCAAAUAGUGAGAAGUGAUAUAAGCUUUUGGAAUAUGGAUCGAGAAUGAACGAAUGACAUAUUAUAUAGAGAAUUUUAAGAUUUUAUUUGAUUGACUCGGUCCAUUCUCAAUCAAAAAUUUUACCAGAGCCACGCAAAGGGCCGGUGUUGAUUGCCUAAAGUUUGUUGGGAUUUUCUAAAACUUUACCUCGCCACUCACAAUAGACGAACGGGCGCAUCGUUUGACAUUAAGGAAUUAUUUAAAAUAAUUUAUCAAAUUGAAAACGUAAGCGCGGCUCUGUGAAUAUUUUUGUUUUAACCAAUAUAGAUUUAAUUUUUUGUACUGUAUCGUUAAUGAAUAAAAUGCAAUUACAAAAACACGUAAUUGUAAUUUUUUUAGUCCUCCAUCGACAUUUCGAAAAUGACGCUUGCGGUCUCCGACACCAAUAAGACAUGGUUUAGGCGUAGGAGACCCCGACUGUAAUUUAACCUACAUUGUCUUAAACGUGAAACUUUUCUCAAAGUUACCUUUGCAGCCAUUAGUUUAAUGUCUCAACAGUCCAAAACAUAUCAGUUUAAACUUAUAAAUUUGAUCUCAAAAAUCAAUCAUUUUUUAACUCGUGCACAGCGAAGGCGAGACAAAAUUUUACGAGCGUGGAAUGAAUUGUCAGAAAUUUGUAAAUAUUUUGUGUACUUUAUUUGUCCCGUGAAUAAUGUCCAGUUUCCAUAUCACCUUACUGGUAACGCACGGUUAUCGGUGAUGUGUUUAUCGAGCGGCAUCAUCCAACUGUCAAUUAAAUUUGAUUUUUUUUUAUAUUCCUUGAAAUGACUUCCGUUGGUUAAAUUUCUAGAUAAAAGUAGACUGUAACAAUAACUAUUUUUUAUCUGUCUAGGUGGUUGACCAUCGUAAACUAAUUUAUACACAGAAUUAAAUUUAUAAUAGAUUUAACUAUUGGCGAGUUGUGUAAAAUAAAUAAGCUUAUAAUAAUGCUAUCAUUAUGUCACUAGUUACGUAAGCAAUAUAAAUAUAAGAAUUACGAUACA